Rodentolepis nana is the source of this 1194-nucleotide messenger RNA. The record is from the annotation of a GenBank genome assembly. NCBI's taxonomy places the organism in Eukaryota, Metazoa, Platyhelminthes, Cestoda, Cyclophyllidea, Hymenolepididae.
AUGCCUAAGCCGGGUAGUAAGCGAAAACGUGAAGAUAUCGAUGAUACGCAGCUUAUGCAGCAAUCAAAAAUCGAUUUGGAUCAAGUUCCCAAGUACGUUAACUUCUUCCCUUCAUUACGUUCUUCUAGGAAACCGAAAAUAGUAGAUGUAAAAAUUGACGACGAGGAUUUUGAUGACAUAGAAGUAUCUGAAAAAAUUAAAAAUGAAGUGUUUUACGAUGAUACAGACGAAUACAAAGAGGAAUGGGAAAAAUUCUUUCAUCCUAACACCAGUAAUGAUGAACUUCUCCAUAAUAUUGACGAAGCAAAGUCGAUGGUAGCUGAGGAGUUGCCAGAGUAUUGCGGUUCCUUCGCUGGAGAUUUGGAUGAUUUACAAUCAGUUGGGGACAUUGAGGCUCUUCCAGAAGAUCUUCAAAAUCAUAUUCGACUUUUAAAAGAUGUUCUCACUCAUUAUCGUAGUGGUCCUCUGCCUAAAACUGUUAAAAUGCUUCCGCAUCUGCCUGGAUAUGACGGCCUUCUUGAAAUGCUUUCUCCUCUAGACUGGACAGUUCAUGUUUACCCCAAGAUAGUUAAAGUUUUUGCUUCUAAGGGUGGACAACAGGCAAUGCACUUUUAUGAAAAUUAUUUGCUUCCGAAAGUUCGUAAUGAUAUUUCGGAAAAUCAUCGACUUUGUGUUCAUCUUUUCGAUUCCCUUAUCUUGUCAAUUUUUCGAACUGAAGAAUUCUUGUCAAGUAUUUUUUUGCCAUGGAUUAGGGCGGAGAUGACUAAAACAGAGGGAAUUAUCUUGUCUCAUCUUGUUAAGAAGGCUUCAAUUAAGGCUCAUUUCUCUUCUGUUGCUUUGGUGCUCGUUCUAGAGGAAGAAUUCUCCAUUCCACGUUCAAUGGUGAUUGAAUCGAUUCUCAAAAAACGUUACAUUCUUCCUGAGAAAGCGAUCGCAUGUCUUGUCAGAUAUUUUGUCUCAUUUGCCGACAGGGAUUGUUCAAUGCAUUUUACAGCCGAGGGUAGAAUGCCGGUUACAUGGUUUACGAGUUUCCUGACUUUCUUGGAGUUCUAUCGCGAAGGAAUUUCGCCGGAUGAGAGAAUGGAACUCGUGAGAGUCUGCAAACGCCAUCAACAUCCUUCUAUCACACCGGAGAUUCGAGGAUUCAUUGGGCUUAUUCCCACCUCUCAGAAAAAAGCCCAAUUUUCGAGCUAG